AUGGAGUCGUUGAAGAGUGCCGGCUCCGCGCCAGCGCCGCCCACGGCGCGGCCUCACGUCGUGCUGCUGGCCAGCCCCGACGCCGGCCACCUCAUACCGCUGUGCGAGCUCACUCGGCGGCUCGUCGAGCACCACGGCUUCUCGGCCACGGUCGUCACCUUCCACAGCCUCUCCGAACGGCAAACCCUCCCCAGCAGCCUCCCCGCCGCCGUCACCAUCGCCCCGCUCCCCGCCGUCCAGAUCGACGACCUCCCCGCUGAUGCUCUCCGUCCCACCGUGCUAGUGGAGCUCAUCCGUCGCUCCCUCCCGAGCCUCCGCACCCUGCUCCGCUCCAUCAACUCCACCACCCCGAUCGCCGCGCUGGUGCCGGACUUCCUCUGCUCCACAGCGCUGCCCCUCGCCGCCGAGCUCGGCGUCCCCGCCUACAUCUUCUUCACCACCAACAUAAACCAUCUCUACUUGGUACACCGCCUGGUGGAGCUCCACGAGGGCGCUUCCCCUGGCGAAUAUCGAGCCAUCACGGAUCCUCUCGAGAUCCCCGGGGGAUUGUCACUGCGCCGCGCAGACCUGCCGGAGGGGUAUCGUUCUAGCGAGGAGCCGGUUUACGCGCGGCUGCUCGCGGCAGGCCGGCGAUACCGCCUUGCCCAUGGAUUCUUGGCCAACAGCUUCAGCGAUAUGGAACCUGCCGCCGUGGAAGCGUUCAGGCAGGUUGCGGAGCAAGGCGCGUUCCCGCCGGUGUUCCCCGUGGGGCCGCUGGUCCGGUCAGAAUCCGACGAGGAAGCUGCUGCUGGCGCGUGGCCCUUGCUCGAAUGGCUGGACGGCCAGCCGGCGAGGUCGGUGGUGUUCGUCUCGUUCGGUAGCGGCGGGACUCUGUCCGUGGAGCAGACGGCCGAGCUUGCCGCUGGGCUAGAGGCAAGCGGGCACAGGUUCCUGUGGGUGGUGCGGAUGCCGAGCCUGGAUGGCCGCUCUCAGGCCUUCGGAGCUGGCGCCGACGACGACGACCCACUGGCGUGGCUUCCACAGGGUUUCGUGCAGAGGACCCAGGAAAGGGGCCUCGCUGUGGCGGCCUGGGCGCCUCAGGUGCGCGUGCUGUCCCACCCGGCGACGGCGGCCUUCGUGUCCCACUGCGGUUGGAACUCCACGCUGGAAGCCGCGGUGGCCGGCGUGCCGAUGAUCGCGUGGCCGCUGCACACGGAGCAGAGGAUGAACGCGUUCCUGCUGGAAGAGAGCCUCGGGGUGGCGCUGCGACCACGCGCGCGGGAGGACGGCGGCGUCGUGGCGCGCGAGGAGGUUGAGGCCGCCGUGAAGGAGCUCAUGGAGGGGGGUAAAGGGCGCGCCGUGCGGCGCCGCGCUGAGGAACUGCGGCAAGCGGCGGCGCGCGCUGUGUCGCCGGAAGGGUCGUCGCGCCAGGCGCUGGAGGAUGUCGCCGCCAAGUGGAAAGCCGCGCUUAGCCAUGGGCCAUGA
Molecule: messenger RNA, 1464 nt
Organism: Lolium rigidum
Lineage: Eukaryota; Viridiplantae; Streptophyta; Magnoliopsida; Poales; Poaceae
Product: hydroquinone glucosyltransferase-like
Exons: 1
Coding region: 1-1464 (487 amino acids)
Molecular function (GO): UDP-glycosyltransferase activity
Source: RefSeq, a predicted model, not a curated record